This is a messenger RNA of Lolium rigidum, 2861 nucleotides long. Its product is annotated as rho GTPase-activating protein REN1-like. NCBI's taxonomy places the organism in Eukaryota, Viridiplantae, Streptophyta, Magnoliopsida, Poales, Poaceae. Gene Ontology annotation, biological process: signal transduction. The record is from RefSeq and is a predicted model, not a curated record. The transcript has 24 exons. Bases 1 to 2478 code for a protein of 825 amino acids.
AUGUCAGCUUCAGAGUUCAGGAUUCCUUACCAGCCAGUAUCAUCUUCGCAGCCUUCGGAGAAUACAGGCCAGUUCAAGAUAUGCCGAUGUGGGGAGGGGGACCCAAACUCCCAGAGUAGUGAAACGGGUGAUAGCCCGCCAGCUGCAUGUCCUAACUGCCAGGUUCUUAAGAGUGGACAUUUGCUGCUUUCAUCUAAAGGGAUUGGUUGGACAACAUGGAAAAAGCGCUGGUUCAUUCUUACAAGGGCAUCAUUAGUGUUCUUCAGAAGUGACCCGAAUCAACCUCCCAGAGGAAAUGAACCAGUUGUUACACUUGGUGGAAUUGACUUGAAUAACUCCGGAAGUGUUGUAGUCAAAGAAGACAGAAAACUUUUAACGGUGUUAUUUCCUGAUGGCCGUGACGGGCGUACUUUUACUCUGAAGGCAGAAACUACGGAAGAACUCAAUGAGUGGAGAAGUGCAUUAGAGAGUGCUUUAGCGCAGGCACCAAGUGUAGCGAAUACAGUGGGGCAAAAUCCAAUAUUCAGCACUGAUGGAACAGAACCUUCUGAAGCUCCAACUGAACAGUCGGAGGAUAAAUCGUCUGUCAUUGGCAGACCUGCACAGUUUUCACUUGUAGAUCCUGAUGGUAGUCCAUCUUUCCUGGAGAAGGCCUUGAGGUUCAUUGAAGAUUAUGGUGUCAAGGUAGAAGGAAUCCUCCGUCAGUCUGCUGAUGUUGAAGAAGUCAAACGCAGAUUUCGGGAUUAUGAAAAGGGAAAGAACGAGUUCUCCGCAGAAGAUGAUGGACAUGUUAUUGGUGACUGUAUUAAGUGUAUCCUUCGGGAGAUGCCAGCAUCCCCAAUUCCUGCAUCAUGUUGCACCGCGCUGGUUACAGCUUAUCGAGCUGACAAGACAAGAAGACUUGAUGCUAUAAAUAAAGUGGUAUAUGAAGUUUUCCCAGAACCAAAUCGACAAUUACUCCAGAGGAUUCUUAAGAUGAUGAUGGUCGUUGGAUCACACAAAGCUGUGAACAGGAUGUCUAAUUCUGCUUUGGCGGCUUGCAUGGCACCACUCCUUCUUCGACCUCUUCUUCUUGGUGAAUGUGAAAUUGAUAGUGACUUUAGUAUGGCUGGGGAUGGUUCAUUCCAGCUGCUUCAAGCUGCCGCAGCCGCCAACCAUGCUCAAGCUAUUAUUAUCAUUAUGCUUGAGGAAUAUGAUCAGAUAUUUGAUGAUUUGGAAGAAGGUUCAUGUUCUUCAGACGCUUAUACUGAAUCUGACGAUGGUGAUGUUGACAAGGAAUAUUCCACGGAUAACGAAAACCAUGAUGACGAUGGUUCUUAUGAUUCUGGUGAAGAUGACAUUGAAGAAGACUUGGAUGAUAAUUCUGAACACUCUUCUGGCGGCAGUGAAUGUGAUGCCAAUAGCAGAAUUGAUGCCAAACGUGACAAGAUUGGCCAACCUCCUGCAAAAGCGGCAAGAACAGAACAUGGUGCGGAGAAAGAAUCAAAUGCAUCCACAGAUAAUAUUUCAAAAUCCCGUUCAGCAUCUUCGAGAGCAAAACUUCUGAAGUCAAGCAGCUCAGCUAAUAGGAGCAAAAGAACCUUAUGGGGCCGUACUUCAGCAAGAAAGGACCUGUCAACAGAGGAGGUUGAGUGUUGCAGUGAUGAUGAGGCUCUUAUUGAGAAGCUUGAGAACAACAAAGCUGAUCUCCAAUCUAAAGUUUCAAAGGAGGUCAAAGAAAAUGCAAACCUUCGGGCAAGUCUAGAAAAGCGAAAAGAAUCAUUACAUGAACGCCGUAUAGCACUUGAAAAAGAAGUGGAAAAUUUGCGAGACCAGCUGCAGAAGGAAAGAAGUUUGAGGACCUCAUUGGAGUCUGGGCUGAUGAAUAUGCGAAGAGGGCAGGUGUCCUUCCCGUCAUCAAUAGACAGCAAGACUAAGGCUGAUCUUGAGGAAGUUGCUGCUGCUGAAGCUGAUAUUUUGAACUUGAAGCAAAAGGCUUGUGAUCUCCGUGGACAACUCAGCAGCCAGGCCCCGCUGGGCUCCAGCUCGCUAUGCGAAUCAUGCAAUAAAAGACUCAUAAGUAGUGAAAACCCACUCGAGGAGAAACAAGAGAUUAGCUCCUCAGCCGAAGCAUCAUCGAUCGCUGGGUUCAGUUCUGUACCUCGUUUGGUACCCGGUACUGGUGGCAUGGCGGAGCUUGUCGAACAAUUAAGGAGGCAAGCUACACAGCAUUCAUCUUCAACAGGCGCUCAAAGAUUGGCAAGGCAAAACUCAAAUAGCCCACAUCUAAACAGGCUUCAAGGACCGAAUGCGUAUUCAAGUAUUAGAACGGAGGAACCUGGGGGCGGACCACCAAAUGCAUUAGCUAAGCUGACAAACCGGCUCAACUUCUUGAAAGAAAGAAGGGCACUGCUUGCAAGCGAGAUGCAAAACUUAGAUAUGGCUCGCCCACCAGCGGCACCACCUACUGCUCCAGCUCCAAAUAAAGACUCAACAUGAGGAUUGGGAAUAAGAUACUGCAUCAUCUUUAAGAUAGAAAAUCAAAUAGUGAAGGGGUGCACAUACGACAACAUCAGAGGGACUACUGUGAGGCGGAGAUGCACAUGGUGAUCUUACCAUGAGCUGGACCCAGUUCAAGAUGCGUGCUCGUGUAUUUUCACUGGAAAAGGAGCAUCUCUGCUAGUGUUCACCAACAUCACUGAUCGCAUGAACUGCCAGGUUUUAGAGUACUGUAAUUAAUUAACCACUCAGGUUUACUGUGUCUUCAUAAUGAUAUGUUAAAGUAUUGUAGCAAGAUUGACUGCCGAUCUGCUUUGCAUUGUGGCUUGUAUAAAGAUAUCUUUAUAAACUGAACCACAGCCAGAGUGCUCUUCCAAAUACAG